Messenger RNA from Papaver somniferum (opium poppy), 423 nucleotides. RefSeq names its product histone H3.3-like. Lineage: Eukaryota; Viridiplantae; Streptophyta; Magnoliopsida; Ranunculales; Papaveraceae. Gene Ontology annotation, molecular function: DNA binding; structural constituent of chromatin; protein heterodimerization activity. Gene Ontology annotation, cellular component: nucleosome. Bases 13 to 423 code for a protein of 136 amino acids. The record is from RefSeq and is a predicted model, not a curated record. The transcript has a single exon.
GGUUCAACAUUAAUGGCUCGUACCAAGCAGACCGCUCGUAAGUCUACAGGAGGUAAAGCUCCCAGGAAGCAACUGUCCACCGUGGUUGCGAGGAAAUCAGCACCAAUAACUGGAGGAGUUAAGAAGCCACAUCGUUAUCGUCCAGGGACUGUUGCUCUUCGUGAGAUCAGGAAAUACCAGAAGAGUACCGAACUUUUGAUCAGGAAGUUGCCUUUCCAGAGAUUAGUUCGUGAAAUUGCUCAGGAGUUCAAAACAGAUCUUCGGUUCCAGAGCCAUGUCGUUCUUGCACCUCAGGAGGCUGCUGAAGCUUAUUUGGUUGGAUUGUUCGAGGAUACCAACUUGUGUGCAAUUAAUGCCAAGAGAGUUACAAUCAUGCCUAAAGAUAUUCAGUUAGCAAGGCGCAUUCGUGGUGAAAGGGCUUAA